This is a messenger RNA of Penicillium vulpinum, 987 nucleotides long. RefSeq lists its product as uncharacterized. NCBI's taxonomy places the organism in Eukaryota, Fungi, Ascomycota, Eurotiomycetes, Eurotiales, Aspergillaceae. The transcript has 3 exons. The record is from RefSeq and is a predicted model, not a curated record. The coding region runs from base 1 to 987 and encodes 328 amino acids.
AUGGCUCCAUUUGUGCCCUACCACUACUCGGCUGGCCAGUCAACUAUUGUGAAGUUCGGCGGUCUUCUCACCACCGAAUUCCUCGAACCCCCACCAGGCCGUUGUUUUCUGUUUCGUCAGACCUAUCGCCACACGAUUGAAGGGCCGAUCCCGGAAAACUUGCGCAAGCUAAUUAAUAGCCCCGAUCGACCAAAGGGUCCGCCCCCACACUUCCACCAAUUUCAAACUGAGUACUUCCGCGUCGAGAGUGGGGUGCUCGGAAUUUCAGUAAAUGGCGUCGUCCGCCGAGUCACGCCAGAGGACGGCGAAAUCUCGGUGAAGGCGGGAAGUGUGCAUAACUUCUUCAUUCAUCCUGACUCCCCUGAGAGCAUGACCGUCUACCUGAGUGCUUCAGACUCAGGAAACGACUAUCAGCUCGAUCGGGUCUUCUUCGAAAAUUGGUACGGCUAUUGGCACGACGCGUUGUUGCACGAUGGAGGCAUUGAUUGGAUCCAAUUCCUUGCGAUCCAAGACGGUGGGGAUGCCUACACGGCCGCCCCCGCAUGGGUGCCUUUCCGCCGGCAGGUCGGAUACUGGACCUGUGUGAUCAUCGGCCGGUGGAUCGGCGGACUCCUAGGGUACAAGCCCUUCUUCCGAGAAUAUACUACCGACUGGGACUUUGCCGUCGCCAAGAUGAAGGGUUCCUUCUUCCAGCGGCAUCUGGUGCAUGCCGCAUUCGAGGAGGAGAAAAAUUGGGCGAAACAGGCAGCCCUGGAACCCAAGUCUAAGCCUGAAAACGCCGAGUUUGAGCCUUGGACGGACGAUAUGUCCCCCACUCCCUUGGUUCUGGGCCCAGUGGCGUAUCAGGAGGGGCAGUUCAAUGGCUUACAGCCCGCGCCGGUGAAUGGGAAUGGGACCAACGGUCACUCCACAGGGAUUGAGAGGAAGCUGGAGCAGUCGGGUUCUUGGAAACAGCGACGGACAGGGGCCGAUGGUGCGGACAAGUAG